ACAAUAACGUGUCGGGGGGUGUGGCAGUGAUGGAGAGCAGCGGGAUCAGGAGGGACGGAGGGAUGGAAAAGGAGGUGGGAUUUGCAAACCGGAUAGCGCGGUGACAUCAUCUUGGAAAAAUGUGUGUGCGCGAGUGUCUGCGAAACAACGGUAUCAGACAGCGCGUGUGACCGGGAACGACAACCGAGAGAGAGAGAGAGAGAGAGAGAGAGAGAGAGAGAGAGAGAGUACAGAAAAGGCGUUUCCAUCAACGAACCGGCAAAACUGUUUAUCCAGACAACCGGACGGACGGAUAGAACUUGCCUGGAACAAAAACAAAGCACUUAUCCACACUAGCCAAUAGAAUUUCGCCAUAACAAUUGCUUUUGUAAUCGCUUUUAUAUGUUUAUAAAAUAAGAUCCAUCACUAGACGGCGUCCCAGAGCUGACAACAUCCUAAACCAACUAGCCUACAUUCUGGAUAGAGGAGCUGAGUGAAGAAGCCGAUUUUGCAGCGAGAUUGUGCGUCAAUCGAAUACAAAUCACAUUUUGAUAACUGGUAGAGAAGUGAACACUAUCUCACCCACAGAACAGGGCAUCUCUCUUCGCGGACUCAUAGCCUACACAAAGCCCGGGACCAUGUCGGAGUACAGCUCUUUGCUCAGUGACCUGUCUGAGAACAUCACCAACGAGGACUUGGACCAACUCAAGUCAGCCUGCAAGGAGGACAUCACAGAGGACCAGAGCAACACAAUCACCUCCUCCAAGGAGUGGUUCAACUACCUGGAGAAAAACGAAAAGCUGGCACAGGAUAACCUGUCGUACAUCGAGCACAUCUUUGAGAUCUCACGACGACCAGACCUGCUGACCCGGGUCAUUGAGUAUCGCACCACCGUACUCAAGAUCUCUGAGGACGACGAGAUCGACACCAAGCUCACACGCAUCCCCUCUGCCAAGAAAUACAAAGAUAUCAUUCGCCAACCCUCUGAAGACGAGAUCAUCAAGUUGGCCCCUCCCCCUAAAAAAGUGUGAGGUCAUCACCCCUGACCUUUGCACAUUGACCCCUGGCACUCCAACCAUCUCGACCCCCCCCCCCCCUCACCCCCGUUCCACUAACAGACACCACAUGACACAGAGACUAGCAGCCCCUCUCCAAUUAACCAAUCAGAUCGCCACGAUGCUUCGCUGCCACGUCUGCCGCGAUCGCCUCUUCCCUGACUGAAGGAGGAGGAGAAGACGAGCUCAAGAUGAGAGAAAGAUGGAGAGAACAAAAAAGAGAAAGAAAGAAAGACAGAGCCAAAGCUAAAAUCCUAGCCCUCUUUGUUAAAAGAAGUGUGGGUUAGUUUGUGUUCCUGUAACACUGUUUUGAGAAAACGUGUGUACAUGUGUGUGUGUGUGUGUGUGUGUGUGUGUGUGUGUGUGUGUGUGUGUGUGUGUGUGUGUGUGUGUGUGUGUGUGUGUGUGUGUGUGUGUGUGUGUGUGUGUGUGUGUGUGUGUGUGAGUGAGUGAGUGAGUGAGUGAGUGAGUGAGUGAGUGAGUGAGUGAGUGAGUGAGUGAGUGAGUGAGUGAGUGAGUGAGUGAGUGAGUGAGUGAGUGAGUGAGUGUGUGAGAGUGUGAGAGAACCGUUCCAGUUCGACCUAGAUGUUGCAGGAAAAGCACCAUUAUAUCAGAUCCAGUAGUUACAUCUCCUGUGUUGGGUCAUUAGAAUGAACCUGUUGUCAUUAGUUACAUACUGUAGAUGUGCAAACAUAUUAUUCAGUCAAUCUUGCAGUGCACUUGAAUUGCUAUAUCACUAAGGGGCAAAUCCUAACUUCAGUCCAAUGUUCACUUAGUCAUGCAUUGGGAUACUAAGUGAAAAUGUGACUUAAGUGGAAGUUAGAAAUCCACUUAACUUAGCAUUAUGCAUUGCUUUAUCAGAGUUGAGCAAGAGGACGCCUAUAAUACAGGUGUCAUAUUCCCUUUAUUCAAAACUCGGAUGACAUCAGAUCAUUGGAUUUUAAAAAGUAUUUUGUUAGAUAGUCUUUAAAAAAAAAAGCCAAUAUUUGCCUUUAGACCAGCCAUAGCAUGGAAUUAUCGAAGAAGAAAAUGUUAUGAUAUUAAGUUUAUGUAUUCGGUAAUUCAACGUUAAUCAAAUGUUAUCGCUUAAACAGUCACACUUAUUUACCCUCAUUGUGAUUUUACACAGAGAUUCCAAUGCUCCUUUGCUGCGAAAUCUUAUAAUAAAAAGACAACUUAUUGUAAAAACGUAUACAAAAUUAUUAUAUUGAUCAACUUAAAACACUUUAUGAAGCAGUAUAUGAACUAUAUGAUGUGAAAAAAAGUCAACAAUAUAUUUUAUAUCCUUAUAAAAUAUAUUUAAAUGUUUGUUGUUUUUAUAUAGUUAAUAUAGUGCUUCAUGUGGUGUUGAUCAAUAUAAUAAUUUUGUAUAUGUUUUAUCAUACGCAUUUACAAUAAGGUUUACCUAUAAACGUAACUAUUUUACUCGAUAACAACAGCAACAAAAAUGUUUAUUGGACAGUUACUUUACUUUAGUGGCAGGGCCUCUAGACAAUUUUCUCCAGUGCCAAGUCAGACACCUGAGAUGGUAGCCUAUGAUUAAAAAAGUAAGCUAUUUCAUCUAACAUAUCAAGGAAAUGCAGGAUGGAUAUUUUGAUGUGCAACCUGUCAAAAUAGGAUCCAGAAUUAUCCGAUAGAUUAUUGGCUCUUCAGAGAAUUUGCCGAUAUCUAUGUGCAUAUUGGCGUAUAAACUAUUAUUCACCACCUGAGGAAGUGGGAACUCAAAACACUUAACCAUGGAGGCUAAUUGAUUAAUCUAUCAGUAAAUGCAGGCUAAUGUUCUACAAAAACCUUUCCAGCGCUAGACUAGGCUACUUGAUGUAAAGCCUAUUCACUGCAAAUGGCGCACUCGGCUCCGCUACGCGGGUGCAUCAAAACCAUACUUACUACAGCCCACUGCGGUUGUAAAGUAGGGCCGUGAACUCAUUGUUUAGAGGUACAUGAUAUACUCACAGAAAGCUGUGACUCUCCUCUCUGUAACUAAAAUAACAGUAGUUGCUUGUAUUUCUCGCAAUAGCCUUUUGAGCAACAGUCAUAUGCUUGUGCUUCUCUGAAUGCAUUUCUUCCUCCUCUGUGCGCAGUGGGGAGAUGGAGUGAGAGUCAGCAGCCGACAACGAAACAGGGACAGGGCAAAUACUUUCAUAAGUAGGAAUUAACAUAAUGUAUAGGCUAUUACAGUUGACACAAUAAUGGUUUUAGAACAAUCUACAUGAACGUUCUGUAUCAAAAUCACAGAAAAGGACCGACGUAAGUCCAAAUGUUUCGGUAAGAGGAAAGCAAUGUCGGUGUGGGCAACUUUCGGUUUUGUCGUCCCAUCUUCAAAAUAUAUAAACAUUUGUCUUUCUGCUCAGACAAUGCCACUCGGAAUUCCAGCCGAAUAGUUUUUCAGGACGUAAAACAACUGACCAAUCACAGAGCAGGGAAGACGACUGCUUCUGAAAGGAAAUGUAAGGAAAGAACAAAAUGGCAGAAAAAAAACAAAGUAGAUUAUAUAAAUCAAUGAUAUACAGUCAAUUGUUCAUUAAUCUCCUUUGUGAAAUGCCCAAGUACUGCAUGAGUCAUCAAUAAACACACAACAGUCAACUACACUCUGAAUAAUCUCAUCCCUAAUCCCUAACACAUUUUGAGCUGUCUCAGCCAUUGUACAUCAAUAAAAAUAAAAAAAUCAAGACUGUUGAUUCAAAUGAAAUAAUUACUCAUUUACGUAUAUUUACACUGUGUUUCAUCCCUAUGAAGAAGCCUUAGCAGAAUUGGUGUAUGUGACAACUAAUGUGUCAAAUGUGAAAAUGUAUGUGUUCAAGUGUGGUUGCACCCGCACACCAGUGGAGACUUGCUGAGGGGAGGACGACUCAUAAAAAUGGCCAGAUUGGAGUAAAUAGAAUGGCAUCAAACACGUUGACUCCAUUAAAGUCCGUUCCAGACAUUAUCAUGAGCCGUCCUCCCCUCAGCAACCUCCACUGGCGCACACAUCAAGUUCAGUCUCACGCGUAAAGAAGGGGACUAUAUUGUAAGUUUGCUGAGCACUUCGCGAGUGGUCUGUGUAGAUGUCUGCUAAACUAAAGGGUCUAGGCAGGGACAGUGAUCACCUGUGUGUGAGCUUAAGGCUCCCGGGGUUUCCUGAGCCGAAUGGAACCUUUUCCGAUGUCCUAAGAGCUCAGAAACACUUACACACAGACCUUUCUAUAAUUGUAUAGACACAGCACAAUGGCCACCACUUUCUCUGGAAAAAGAACCUAAAAAACAACACUUUUCUCUCCUAUAACCCCUACCCUCACCUCUCCCCCCAUUCCCUCUUUCCCUCCCCCCAGUGCCAAUGACCAAGCCUUUUAUUUAGAUCGCAGAUUUCGUGAUCUGUUUUUGUAUUGCUCGCCGUUUAUCGUAGUGUUGGAACUGAUUUGUAUCCUAUGCAUUUAACUUUAUUUGUUAUAUACGCCUCCGCAUUAUGUAGACCAGGGCCUGUAUUCACAAAGCGUCUCAGAAAAGGAGCCCUGAUCUAAGAUCAGCCCCCCCCCCCCCCCCCCCCCUGUUUAUAUAAUUGUAUUCAUUAUAAUCUAAAAGGCAAAACUGAUCCUAGAUCAGCACUCCGAGUCAAAGACUCUUCAUGCAUACCGAACUAAGUCAAAAAGAGUAUUGUAAGUAUGUUCAGAGCAUUUGUAUUAAGGUGAACAGCCAAGCAAGUCACCCGUUCAAAGCCAGCACCCCUUUAUAGUGAAGCGGUGGCUGCUGCUAACAAACCAUGUGCUGAAAUGUGUUAUUUGAUCCGAGAUAUGUUGCUAGGGGCAGCAUUAAAGUAUGGUUAUAAUCAGGGUUCGGUUAACCUGAUCCUGGAUCUGUUGCUAGGGAGAAGGAGUACAGUAUUGCAGGCAACGGCACUCAGUUGUACUUAACCGCUAUGAUCUGUGGGUGCUGGUCGACAGGGUAGGUAGGAAGGUAGGUGCUCGUCUUGCUGGGGAGUUUGCGUCAGACGACCAUUGUAGAUCCUCUUAGGCCUACUAUCGCACUAACCACUUACAGAGUUCUGGAGAUAAACAUAGGAAUUGUCCUUACUGUAAAACUUUGGGGGGGAAAUGUUUUUUUUUUUUUAUCAAUUCUUUGGUGUAGAUUCUUAUGAGGAUCACAAGGGAGGUGUUUUCUUGUUUGUUUUUGUCUUGUUUUUGUUUUGCGUGUUGUUGUUGUUGUUUUUUCAUGCUUACAGUAUGUAGGGAAUUGUGAAUCUCGGUGUUUGUGUACAAGUGACCAUUUUUUCAAGUCAGAAUUCCAUUAUAGGUCAUGGACUGUGUCAUGUUAGCAUUUGUGUGGUAGAAUAUCAGUAGAGAAAUGGAUAAACCUUACACACAUACACACACAAACACUCAUAAUACAAAUCAAUGGCCAGAUACCAAUAAGGAUCAACCUUCACUUUACAACAUUCAAAUUAUUCUCAUGUCUAAACACAUAUGUAUUUGGUUAUCCACGUUUGUUUGAUUGCAGCUACUGUAUAUACAUAUUUCUAUAUUCCAACUCACACCCAGAAAAAUCAUUCAAGCGAUGAGGAAGUUGCCAUAUUCGUUACUAAGAAUGCAAACCCCUUUACCUGUGAAAAGGUGGAAUGAAAACCGCUUUUCAUUCCACCAUACCCUUUUCUCUCCCCCCCCCCCCCCCCCUUUACCCUUUGUCUCCCCCCCCCCCCCCCCCCCCCCAUGAAUCAGCCUAUCUAUCAAGUGUUCUAUAUCUAUGGUAAAACUCUCAAUAGGGUCCAACACAUGGCGCUCGGUGUGGAUUUGAUAUAUUUCUUAUUGGUUAGAAGUCACGUGUAUGACAUCGCUGUGCUUUUUAUGUGGCCAUUGGCACAAAUAAUAACAACAUGUCACUCACAAAUGAUGUCAAUUUGGAAUUCCGUGUACCAAUUACAUAUCAAGUUACGAAAGAAUGCUGCAAAAAAAUGUGUAUUAGAAAAAUUAUAAAAUCUAAGUCAAAAAUAAACAUAGCCUAUAUGACAAAUAUAUAUGUAACAAUAUAACCAAGACAUACAAUAGACCUAAAAAUUAAUGAUCAUUUUAAGACGUAAGACAAAGCUAACCGUUAUAGAGAGCUCAUCAAACUACAAUUCAAAUUCAAACUAUUCAAGCUACAGGAGUUUGACUUUUCCCUUUAUCCCUUCGUUUACAUUCAAUAUACUGAAGUUAUGAUUGAAGGGAUUUUUACAGUAGUUAAUUUUCCUAUGUUUACUUUUCAAUUUUUGGGGGAUUAAGUUGUACAUAUAUAUGAUGAAUUUAUAUCAAUAUGUUGGUUUCGUAAUGGAUUAAUUUAUUUUAUGCCAAUGUAUUGUUUGUUUUUGUAUUUUUUAAGUAUUCUGAUAUGUUCACUAAAUGGGGUAAAAACGUGUCACUUAUCUGAUAUUAAGUAAGGAUUGAUCAGAGACCACACUUCAAUUUAGAUUUUAAUCUCUGUAUCUCUAUCCAUGUUUUUAUCUUUAAAUAUGGAGUUAGGGGUUUCGUUGUUUUUAUUAAGUUAGGAGAUAUAACCAUCCUUCCUUAAAAAAAAAAACAGAUUGUAUUCUAUUAUUGUAUUUAAUUUGUCUUCUUAUCAUCGGAUGUAUUUUACAACACACACGCCAACUACACAAACUGUUAUCCAGACAGUUGCUAAAUUGCAACAGGAUAUCCAUUGUGAUUAUCUCUUCACGUCAUUUGUUGUUGUUUUUCAUUGUGGUUGUUUUUAUUGGAUUAUUGUCUUUGUUUUUGAUAGAGAUGCUUUUGUUUGUUGUGCCGUGAAAUGUAACUAUCUGAAAGCAGGCCGCUGGGUAGAAAAGUCUCACUCAGAAGAGUUUGUUCCAUUCCUGUUCAUUUUCUUUUUUUUUCUAGCUGUGGAAAAAAAGUGUUGAUUUGCAGUUGUGAUAGAGAGGUAGAGGAGGGAUGAAUUUGGAGUCAGUGCAGUGUAGCAGUAGAUGAAAACCCAGGCCCAAAUUACACUAAUUGCAAAUCAAAUCAUUUCCCUGAGACUAACAACUUGCUAAGUUUAUCGGUUUUAACAGGUUUCAACUGGUUAGCCGCUCACAAUUCCAACAGUGUUAACGUAGUAUGUGAACCUGCAUUGUGAAUUCCUUUAUCUAAUGUAGAUUGAAUUUGGAGCCUGAGUUGGAUUUGAAGUGGCUGGUGAACUAUACAUUACAAAGGUCUUAAAGAAUAAGUUAAUUACUUUACAACUUAAUGUUUGAUGGUUCCUUAUCCAUUACAGUUUAUCCUGGCUCAUAGACUACGUUCAUGGUAAGGAACCAUUCGACAUUAAGUAGCAAAAUGACAAACUUAUCCUUUAAGGUGUUGAAUGUUUUCAGGACUCACACAUGAUGCUGUAUAGUAGGCUAGAGAGGUUGUGUUGAGUAUUUUUAUGUGGAGUUUUGUGUGCUUGGCAAGAAGUUAGUGAGGUUGGGGAUUUUGAAUGUCUAAAGUUGGAAGAUAUUUGUACAGCAGAAACAACAUUGACAAACAUAUAUAUUUUCACGUUCAUUGCGUGACAGAAAGAGUGAAAGAGCAAAAAAUCAAUUGAAAUUGUGACCAUGCAUUUUUAAAGCAUGACUAUUCAACCUUCUAGCACUAAAUAGCAAAAUGUGACGUGACAAUUUUCAAAUAAACAUUUACAUUAAUAUGCACAAGAAGCAAGCUUUCACACCAUAUAGUAAAAGUGCCAACUUUAUAGUUUAGUUGCAAAACCGCUAGGGAGGCGGAUGGGAGACUUGACAAAUCCUGAUGCUUGUAUGUGCUGUUAACAUGACAGAAUAAUAAAAACAAGUGUACAGUAUGUGUACUGAACAAUCUCUCAGAGGCUACGUCCCGAAAUCCACACUGGCGUACUAUUUAGAAUGCAGCAGUAUGUAUGCUAGUGUGGAUAUCGGGAUGGAGACUCUUUAUUUUAGACGGAAGUUGAAGGCCGUUUUUUGGUGGCUGUAAGAAGCCAUUUUCAGUGUGUGUUUUUGCAGUAGAGACUAGCUAGCAGCAUUUGUUGUGCCGUGUUUUAAGGUGCUCUGCGAGAGGUGAGUUCAACAAGGCGAACCGUAUGCGAAUGUUUGCUAACAGAAGCUAACACGUUCCAUUUGGUUUGUGCCAGCUGGAAACGUUUGCUAACAUUAACAGUCUAAAAAGGUAGUGUGCAGUAAACAUAUUAAGAGUCUGUUUUUGGUCUAAACUUUUUAAAAAGUGGCUAUUUGCGGCUUCACUGUUACAGUUUUGAAUGUUUAUUGUUCAACUGAGAUUAUUACUAGGUAUUCUAACAUUGUUGAACUCCCCUCAGGUCGGUGUCAGGGCCAUAUAUUUAGAGAGUUUGGACAUUGUGUUUCUAUAAUGCACUUAUAUUCCAUAUGGCAGUCAUGUUAGCUCCCCAUUAUUACAUUGGCAAUAUUGAGUUCAUUGAAUUUCUGACAUUUUAAACAAUGCUAUAUCUAACUGAACAUCUAGAAUUACAAUUACAAUCCAAACGCUCAUCAUGAAUGGAUAAAUGGAAUACUUGAAAGCACUAUGCAUUCUAACGGUUGGCCGAACUCUAAAUAUAUGACGCUGGUCAGUGUUAAUCAGCGUAACUGCAGUGGUGUGGUCCCGUCAACGUGAGUAGAGGUCAUCAUCGUAAGGUCACGAGUCAUGACGUUCCUGUGCUUGGUUAAGGAUAGACUAGGGUCUAUGUCCUAAUAAUAUCGCCUUUCUUCUGAAGUGUACACUGGUCACUACUUCCCACACAUACGUAAAUGCAUUCUAUGUAGCUAGGUAUGGGCUAGCUAGAGGGAGUUUCCACCAUAUUUCCUAUAACAGCUAUUUCCUUUCAAAGCAGUGAAGGGAAGUGUACAAGUGCACACUUUGGGUGGAAGGAGAGGUAAUUGGGAUGUAGCCUAGAUAUAGGCAUCUAACCGUUUGAUUUUACCAUGAAGGAACUUUAGAUUUCCGGCAAGAAGUAGCCUAUCUAAAUACAUGAUCAUGAUCAUGUCCCCCUAUUCAUAAUUUUGACCCUCAGAAGUGAAGAAAAGUAAGAGAAGGUAUUUCUUAAUGGAUCACUGCAUAUCAUAUCUGGGUGUUGGAAAGUGUUGUUUUUAUGAACCUGUUUAAAUAUGACAUCACAGACUGAGACUGAUUUCACUGAGCCACAACACAAUAGGCCACUAUGUUCUUAGUGAGUAAGUUCAAAAGUAUUAGUCAACCUGCGAUACCUUGCAUACUGUAGUACACAUAAGCAUUAACGGAACCGCAACAUCUCCGUGGUAAGAAAACAUUUGAUAAAUGCAGGUCAAAGGUCAGGUUUCCUCUGAUUAGCCAAUGAAAUGGUCUCAAUCUUACCAAAAUGACAGGAUGUUGCAUCAGUCUGAAGGAGUUGCUUGUCUUGAAGCUCUGUUCUCACCGUGUGGUAAAGAGGAUGGCCGCAUUCCAAACCGACUAGAUAGCAGACAUCUUCCAGAUCUCACGACUGGAUAGGUGUAUAACAAUUAACUAACCACAUCAUAUGAUAGCAAUUUAAUGCCCUACUGCGUACUCGAUGACGUAGCACAGAACCAUUGGUUGAUACAAUUCAAUGCCUGCAAUGUACUCGGCCUGGAAAGCAAACUAUUACAACUACAUCCACACCUUGCAUUGUUAUCAUAUCUCCCACUGGAUGCCAUAGGCUAUAUGCUGUUAGGUUUUAUUAGAAUUCUUAUUUUACAGGACCAAGAAAAAAAAGAAGGAUUUAUGACAGCAACAAAUAAAUAAAUAAAAUAUAAGGUAUUACAAUAUGUAUUAAAAUAAAUACCGACCUACAGAUGUGGCUUUUGUCCUGAUUUACAUGAGACUAAACUGAAAUGAUGCCAUUUUGUCAUUGUGCUAAAAUUAUUAUAAAUAUUAUAUUAUAUAUUAAAAUAUAUUUGCUAACCUA
Oncorhynchus kisutch (coho salmon) is the source of this 9902-nucleotide messenger RNA. RefSeq names its product astrocytic phosphoprotein PEA-15-like. The transcript has 4 exons. Gene Ontology annotation, biological process: regulation of apoptotic process; MAPK cascade. Gene Ontology annotation, molecular function: protein binding. The record is from RefSeq and is a predicted model, not a curated record. NCBI's taxonomy places the organism in Eukaryota, Metazoa, Chordata, Actinopteri, Salmoniformes, Salmonidae. The coding region runs from base 618 to 1010 and encodes 130 amino acids.